AAUAACGUACAAGUUUAAAGAAACAACAAGCGUUAUACGCCUUUUUACAAUGUCUAAAACAAGCAUCUACCUCAUCUGCCUGUUAGGACUAGUUUCUUGUAAAUUCAGUUCGAUUUCUGCCAGUUCCUCGGAGCCGGCCGGAAGUCUCCCCGGAGUUGACCUGCUAAGCGAGCUCCAAUCCAAGUGUCUAAACAAGACGGGUUCCAACGAAACGGUCGGCAUGGUCGUGGGACUAAUUGACAUGCUGCCCUCAUGUAUGAACUUGCAGGUCGAUCUUGACGCUUUGAGGAGGGAAUUUUUCAGCCUUACAGCAGAUCUGGCGGUGCGGAAACCAUUUUUCGAAAAAUACUGUCCCCAAGUUACUAGCGCACUAGGCUGUUUGCAUCCUGUGGUGCAUGAACUUCGCAAGUGCUUGGAUCCUGAGGAGACUGAAGUUAUCAACAUUCUCGUCAAUAACAUUCCAGAGGGAAUUAAACUGGUCUGCAAAAACGAUGGAGAAAUCCUAGUUGCUGAAUCCUCCAUAAAAUGCGAAGAAAAUUUGAUGGAAUACGUUAACGAGUGUUUCGGUUUGACCUCUAAGAUAACGGGAGAAUUGAUUAUUUCCGACUACUACAAGAAGGAGUGUGACGACCCAUCCGCAACCAGAAGUUGUUUAGCUACCAAGCUCAACGAAUGUGGAGGAUCUAGCUGGAUGGAUGUAAUUGAUCUUUUCUUCAAGCCCAUAGUCAAGGCUAGUCCCUGCAAAAAUAUAAGGAUUUUGAAGAAACUAAUUUGAUCGGUGAAAAUUGUAAGAGCACAAGUUGCGGCAGAGAACUAAUACGAACCUGUGAACUAUACUUAGCCGAACGAACAUUUAUUCGUAGUUCCUUAUCUUGGAUUGUCUUAAAUUUUGAACA
Uranotaenia lowii is the source of this 896-nucleotide messenger RNA. RefSeq names its product 27 kDa hemolymph glycoprotein-like. Lineage: Eukaryota; Metazoa; Arthropoda; Insecta; Diptera; Culicidae. The coding region runs from base 50 to 775 and encodes 241 amino acids. The record is from RefSeq and is a predicted model, not a curated record. The transcript has 3 exons.